This is a messenger RNA of Rhea pennata, 3887 nucleotides long. RefSeq names its product integrator complex subunit 12 (gene INTS12). Gene Ontology annotation, biological process: snRNA 3'-end processing. The coding region runs from base 210 to 1607 and encodes 465 amino acids. The record is from RefSeq and is a predicted model, not a curated record. The transcript has 8 exons. Lineage: Eukaryota; Metazoa; Chordata; Aves; Rheiformes; Rheidae. Gene Ontology annotation, cellular component: integrator complex.
CGCGCUUCGGGGCUCCCGUUGCGCGGGGGGACGCGAAAGGCGGCGGACGCGGCCGGAGGCGGUUGCGGGACGGGACGGGACGGGACGGGACGGGACGGGACGGGCGCCGGCGGCCGCAGCAGCAAGAGCUGCUGCUGCUGCUUUUCCCUCCUUCUCCUCUCGCUCGGCCGCCCGCCCUCGUCGCGCCGCGGGCCUGCAGAGUUACUGCUAUGGCUACUACAGUGAACUUGGAGCUUGAUCCCAUUUUUCUGAAAGCCCUGGGCUUCUUGCAUUCAAAGAGUAAGGAUUCCGCUGAAAAGCUGAAAGCACUUCUUGAUGAGUCUUUGGCCAGAGGAACCGAUUCAAGCUAUCGUCCUUCUCAGAAGGAAGUAGAGCAACCAAAAGUAUCUGUUACCAAACCUAUUUCCAGUAAGCAAGAGCCUAAAGCUUCUUCUAGUUUGCCUUCAGGCAACAACAAUGGCAAGUCUACUGUGUCAGAGAAGGUGAAAAAAGAAACAGAAAAGAGAUCUAGUGAUAAAAUGAAAGGGGAAACUGCUGAAGCAAUUGAUGCUCCAAAGAAACCAAGGCUAGAAAAGCAAGAGGCUCGUUCAUCUCCUAUUACUGUUCAGACAAGCAAGGAUUUAUCCAUGCCUGAUUUAUCUAGCUUUGAGGAAACUAGUGCUGAUGACUUUGCUAUGGAAAUGGGUUUGGCCUGUGUUGUUUGCAGGCAAAUGACAGUUACUUCUGGGAAUCAGUUAGUGGAGUGUCAGGAGUGCCAUAAUCUCUACCACCAGGAUUGCCAUAAACCUCAGGUGACAGACAAGGAAGCGAAUGAUCCUCGACUUGUUUGGUAUUGUGCACGCUGUACUAGACAGAUGAAGAGAAUGGCUCAAAAGACACAAAAACCACCUCAAAAACCAGCUCCUGCUGUGGUUUCGGUUGCACCAGCUGUGAAAGAUCCAUUGGUCAAGAAGCCGGAAAUUAAGUUAAAACUUGAUACUCCACCAGCUUUUCUAGCAUUCAAGAGAACAGAAGUCAAGACCUCAGCAGCAGUUUCGGGGACCUCAGCCAGUACAAGUGUUUCCUCUUCAGCAACCAGUGGCCUUACGGGAUGGGCUGCUUUUGCAGUCAAAACCUCCUCUGCCAGCCCAUCAACUGCCAAACUGGGAUCAACAGCGCAGAGCGCCAGUGGGAAACCUGCAGCUUCUUCUAAUAAUCAGAAACCUGUGGGCUUGUCGGGGUUGGCAACUUCCAAACCAGGACUAGGGUCAAAAAUACCUUCAGCUAACAACAGCACAAACCCUGUUCAGCUGAAGCCGCCUCCACCUCUGACACUGGGAAAAACCACUCUCAGCCGUUCGGUAAGCAGCGACAAUGUCAGCAAAGUAGGUCUUCCUAGUCCCAGCAGCACUGUGCCAAGCAGCAGCAGCAGCAGCCAGGUGCCCAGUGGGAAUGGCAACAGUGGGACCACAGGUAACAGCGGGAGCAGUGCAAGCAAAACAGCAGCAGAUACUGGUAAUCAGUCGGCCUCCCUGAAAGGCCCAACUUCUCAGGAAUCUCAGCUAAAUGCUAUGAAAAGGUUACAAAUGGUCAAGAAGAAAGCCGCUCAAAAGAAACUCAAGAAGUAGGACAGCUGCUUGUUAAUUUUGUUGGUAGUGUUCCAUAAAACAACAGCAUUGAUGUUUUUCUUAAAAAAACAAAACAAAACAAAAAACUCCCAGUUACUAGGCUGAAACAGUAAUUAAAUCAGGGAAGACCAAAACCUAUAUUCUACAGGAGAUCAGACUUGGAUGAUCCUAGCAGUUCUCUCUGACUUCACAAAUCUUUGAGUUGAAUACGAUGGAGGAAUAUUCGUUAGAAUAUGCCUACUGUUUUUUAGCCCAAAGCUCUGAAAUAUGAUGUUGUUAAACUUGGAUUUUUUUCACAUAUAAAGAAAAUAUUUGUGUGCACCCUUCAUAAAUUGGACUUCCAGAUCCUGUCAUUCUUAAACAGCAUUAUUAAUAAAAGUGUUGUUAAUCUGGGACAUCAUCACUGCUUUUCUUUCAUACUUCAUUUUCCAAUACUUUAACCAAGAAAUGCUUCUGUUGUUCAGGGUUGUCUACAUUAUGCAAAAUUAAUGAAGUUAAUCCUAAAUUAUACAGUUCCUCAGGGGGAAAAAUCUAUUUUCUUUAAAUUAACAAUGAAACGAUAUAUUCUAUUUGAAGUGAGAAUUCUAAGUGACCUUUUUUAUUUUUAUAUACUGGGAAACUUCAUUGGUCACAUUGUUGCUGUUGUAAUCCUCAGACGAAAAGAGUGUUGGCAAAAGGUGAAUGGCCCCUAACCUGAAAUAAGGGUGAAAGAGAACUAAAACAAUAUUUUCAAGCUCUUUUAAACUAUGAAGAAACUUAAGACUGUCCUAUUAUAAAAUUAAUGGAAAAUAAGUGGAAAACAGUAUCUAUUUGAAUUAAAUAGACAAUUCAGUUGAGCCACAUUUAAAACAUAGUGAAUUCAUUUCUUAUAUUUUGAUGAUGUGAGAGAAGGAAAUAUAGAAGAAAACAGAAGGAAAUACCUUGGGAGCCUGUAUGUUAGCUCCAUUUCUGGCCCACCUGAAACACAAGACCUUUCAAUCACGAGAAAAUGAAGCAGGUGCUAUGGGAGUAUUGCAAGGGAGAAGCCGUGUCAAGGCAGAGUUGCAUCCAAGCGUGUUCCAGCACAACAGCAAUGUCGAGGUGACUUUUAUCUAGCAACAUGCGAGGUACUCUGCCUAAAUGCCAAUAAUACUAGUAACUCGAAAGAGGAUGCGUGGAGAGGCAUUCAUCUCUGCGCAUGGGUGGUGUUCAAGCUCAACAUGUUAAAUUCCCUGUUCCAGGGCGUUCGUUUGUGUCUCUUCCCUUUGCAGCACCAGGGCCUCCUCAGUCCCCCUGCCCUGGUACAGUCUUGCGCUCUGCCUGGCUGUUAAAGAAGUGGCGUGCGCGUACUGCAGCUGCCUCCCGGUAACGUCCCCGUCAAGCCUCCCUGCAGCGCUUUCCUGACUAGACCCAGCUUUCGCACCCACAGGCCUCCCUUCAGCUGUUGCCAGUGUCUUGCCCACUGCUACUAAGGAAGGUAAUGGAGAGAGCGUGAGGCGUAGCAGCCUGUCCACGGGCGCUCCUGAGCGGUUCUUCGCCCCUCGUGCGCCCUCUGUUCGUCCUGGCUGCUCCGUGUUUCACUCAGCUCUCGAUCUUGUGGUUCAGGCCGUGCGCGCUGAGUGCUGAAAAACGGUCUUGAGCCUCCUCGCUGUUUGUGACCAGCGUGCAACAAUCUCCUCUCUGUUCUUUCCACGGUAAGGGGAGCAUCUCUAAGCAGGGAAAUGCCUCGGACUUCAGGAUCGGCUGGCUGUUUUCCUCGCCUCCUUUCCCCUCUGCACAAUCAAGACUUAGACCUAAGGUUUCUUAAACAUCCCAAGGAAUAACUUCAUGUACUUAGGAUUGUUCUUUGCUACCUGGAGAAUUUGCAUUCUUUUUCUAGUUUCAUGCCCUGUGGGAGAGGGUGGAAAAAAAGGUUUUGUCUUUCUAUUGCCUGUGGCUUCCAAGGUGAUUGAAGAAUAACAGCAAAAAGAGGAGGAAUCCGGAAGCUUUUAUUGCCUUUGGAUCAAGCUAUCUUUCCUGCUCUCUAGCACAGAAGGUUUUUAAUGAUGGUAUGGUAGGAAAUGACAUUGAACUGUUUUUCAUUUGCAAACAGAAGGCAUUUUUGCCUCCUAAAUGUUAAUCUGAAGAAUAUUGCCUAUACUGUGAAGCAGAGCGUGCAGAUAGAUUCUUUUAAUGGCUAGAGUGCUCCUGUGUAAAGGCAUUUGCUCUAGUAGUAGAAUUUGCUCCCACAGGAAGGUUCAAGAUGUAAAACUGCCUCAGUCAUGCCUCUGAAUACAUAUAUAUAUAUAUAUAUAUAUAUAU